Stegostoma tigrinum is the source of this 2817-nucleotide messenger RNA. RefSeq lists its product as uncharacterized. Bases 11 to 544 code for a protein of 177 amino acids. NCBI's taxonomy places the organism in Eukaryota, Metazoa, Chordata, Chondrichthyes, Orectolobiformes, Stegostomatidae. The record is from RefSeq and is a predicted model, not a curated record. The transcript has 7 exons.
CAGGCCCAGAAUGCGGUUACCUAAAUAUUGCAAAUAUUUUCCAGCCAUGUCGAUGGAAGCUUCUGGAAGACAGGACCGUGGCUCCUUGAGAUCUGAACAGCAUGUAAGAGGAGUAUUGGACCCCUUUGGAAGAAUGGAGACCGGCUCAAUAAAAUCAGAACAGUCUGUAAGAGACGUGCAAACGGAUAGUUUUGGAAAGCUCGAUCGUAGCUCCUUGAAAUCUGAUCAGUCUGUAAAAGGCAUGUUAAUGAGUGGAAGACAUGAUCCUGCCAGGUCUGAGCAUUCCACAAAAGAUAUUUCAGGAAAGAUGCUGGACAAUGUUGGUGCAAUGGACUACAGCUUGAUCCACUCUGAGCAUUCUGGCAAAGCUUCGGAAGAGACGCUGGACCAGGUGCUGAGCGCCCAGAGUCUGAUGAGAGGUUUACCAGAUCGCAGUGCAGCAGAAGGCACAGUUUUCGGUUAUUCCUACGAAGAGUUGCAGGAUGCAGGGAGAGGCCAGGCAGACAACUCAGAGUUACAGCAGUCCCACAACGAGCGACAGUGACAGGAACAUGUCCACCCCAAGCUGAGGUGCUCCCGAGAAGCUGCAACUGUGGGAUUUAUAUUUUUUUUAAAGUUUUCUCAAGGAAGAAUAAAAAGCCCUGAGCAAGAGAGAGACUGUGAAUGACCGGACUUCUGAGAAAUUGCAGUAUGGCAGCACUGUGUGUGUGUGAGAGACAUGUGGUGUUUAAGGAAUAAAUGAUCAGUUAUACCUACACUUCUCUGUUCCUGGUCGCCCUUCCCUUUUUAACCAGAUGGUGCUGUAUUUUUGGGCAAACUGGGAUUGUGCAGCUUUGGCAGGUUACUGCCUCACUGGGCCAGGGGAUGAAAUAAGUGCAUUCAACGCUUCUUCCUGUUUGUGCACCCCCACCCAAAAUGUGUGUUAUUAGCACCACCCCUGAGUCAGGGGGCUGCUGCCUGUUGCCCCCUCUCUGCCAUCUCUUGGCUGAUGGCCCUGCAGAGAGGGGAAAGCUUUCUUGUUGCUGAAACAUCAUUCACAGUGAGGGGUGUGUCAGUGUUGAACAGCCAAGAAGUUCCCCUCCUUGCCCAUCUAGAGGGAGCUUUACUGUGUAGGACCAUGCUGUCCCUGUCUGGAGGGGUGUCUGAUGUUGGGGGAAAAGGAAGGAAUGCUGUGUAGAGGGAGCUGGGAGCUUUACUCUGUAGGACCAUGCUGUCCCUGUCUGAAGGAGUGUUGGAUGUUGGGGGGCAAAGGAAGGAACCCUGUGUAGAGGGAGCUUUACUCUGUCUAACCCCAUCCUGUCCUGGGGAGUGUUGGAUAGGAUAACAGUGGAGUGACAGCCUGUGUUUUACUCUGUAUCAACCCCUGGAAGUAUUUGUUUGGUGACACACCAUCUGGGGGAAGAAACAGCAUAGCAAGAGCAAUUCUGUGAUCUAACCCCUGUCUUGGGAAUAUUUCACAGGGGAAAGAAAAAAAAAAAAACCAGUGUAGAGGAAGCUUUCCAGUGAUCUUUGGUUCUGUCACAUGAUAGAAGUGUGUGUCAGCUCCGUAAUGAAACACACAUUGCUUUCUGAGCAGAAUGUGGCUAUUUCAUCUUCAAAGCUGACCCUGAUUAUCUCACACUCACGCACCCGCUUACCCAAACCCUGCAGGGAGCGUCUCUUCCUGUCCAAUUUAAGUGCCUUAUUGUCAGAAGUAAGACUAUGAAAUCCCAGCCACCCCACCCAGUUUGAUCAAUUGUGAGCAAGAGAUGCUUGUCUUCUGAGCAACUUUAAUAGUUCGGGCAGGUGUGGAAAAGCAGAAUUGUAACAUUUCCUCCAGACCAUUGUCAGAUCCUGAUCUGUGACACAAUUAUUUAGUGAGUGAGUGAGUGUGCACAAUUUACAGGGAAUCCACACUGGUUCAAAACUAGGCUACAAUUGCAUGAAACACUGCAGGGAGGCAGAAAAAGGAGGGACUCGGCCAUUUGGUGCUAUCUCCCUCCCUCCCCCCAGAGAAGUUCACCUACCCCACACCACACAGACAUGAGGAAUGGAAGUAACAGCAGGGUGGGGGGGGGGGGGGGGGGGUGAAAAUAAAACAAAGUCUGAUUUAAUUCAGCUUCCCAGUCAGGGGAAUCCAAACAUUUCCUGCGAGGCAUAGGUCAUGUAGAGAAAGCCAUCCUCCUCCACGUACUCCGCAUAGAUCUCCGCCAUGGUCAGGGACGUACUGGCCAGACUCCGGUCAUCCACCAUCAGAUAGAAGGCUUGGCUCGAGGUGACAGACAUUCGACUCCUGAGGGAAACAGAUGACUUACUCACGGGUUUGCAAAUCAGGACACUUGGUCAGGGAGGCAGUCACCAUAAAACAGGCAGACUUAAAGCAAGGGAUUAUUGAUUGCACAUUUUGAAUGGGGGCAGAGUCACAUUGCUUAGUUUGGGUAGACAUUCAGAAAUAGCACAAGUCUAUUCUAAAACAGAUCAGUACAUGGUUGAACUAGUGGCCUGUAGAACACUGUGGGAGUUUAACAAGCUAAUACAUUUCAUUGUGGCUCAGGAAUUAAAUUCAUUUAGUUUUAAUUCUUUGGAUUCUAAAAUUUAAACAGUUUACUUCAAGAAAAAAAACCAAAGUUGCUAGCUACCAUCUAGUAUUAAGCUUGACAAAAAUAUUUCCCCAGCCAGAAAGUCCUGAUGUUUGUCUACAUGUGGUGCAAAAGUAAAAAUUCAAGGAGAGCAUUAACUUAUGCAUUCUGUUUAUGUGUUGUAAAUAAACUUUAAGCCUGAAUGUGUGUAAUAUUUCUCAGGUAAUGAUCACAGGAAGGAAUAAAGUGAUUGCUAAUG